AUCAAAGAUCAUGGAUACCUCAGAGCUCAAAAUUCUCGUUUCAACCAUUCUUUCCCUCUUCAUUAGUGCUUCCAUUUUGUACUUCUUAAAGAAAAAACACACUACCAACAAAAAGAAACAAUGCAGUGCCCCUCAAGCAAGGGGUGCAUGGCCUAUUAUUGGCCAUCUUCACCUCUUUGGAAGCCAUCAACUCACACACAGAACACUUGGUGCUAUGGCUGAAGAACAUGGACCAAUCUUCACUAUUAAACUUGGUUCAUACAAAGUUCUUGUGUUGAGUAGCUGUGAGAUGGUGAAGGAAUGUUUCACCAUCCAUGACAAAGCAUUCUCCACAAGACCUUGUGUUGCAGCCUCAAAGCUAAUGGGAUAUGACUGUGCCAUGUUUGGUUUCACUCCUUAUGGACCUUACUGGCGUGAGAUUAGGAAGCUAACUACUCUUCAGCUUCUUUCAAACCAUAGACUUGAACUCCUCAAGAAAACAAGAGAAACUGAGUUGGAUUCUGCAAUAAGGAAGCUUUACAAGAUAGAAGGAGGGGUUUUUGUUGAUAUGAAGGAGUGGUUUGGCGAUUUGACACACAAUGUUUCUUUGAGAAUGGUGGGAGGAAGGCCAUACUAUGGGGAAAGUGGUGAUGGCUAUGAAGAAAGUGAAGAAGCAAGGAGGUAUAAGAAGGCUAUGAGAGAGUGUGUGCGUUUGUUUGGGGUGUUUGUGUUGUCUGAUGCAAUUCCAUCUCUUGGCUGGUUAGAUUUCAAUGGACAUGAGAAGGCUAUGAAGAAAACAGCUAGUGAAAUGGAUACCCUGGUGAAAGGGUGGCUUGAUGAACACAAAAGGAAAAGAGCUUCCAAUAAGGAAGAGCAGGAUUUCAUGGAUGUCAUGCUUAAUACUCUGCAGAAUGCUCAUAUUUUUGGUUAUAGUGCUGAUACCAUCAUCAAGGCUACUUGUUUGAAUCUGAUACUAGCAGGAAGUGAUGCUACCAUGGUUACUCUAACAUGGGCGUUAUCUCUGCUACUCAACAACAAAACAGAACUGAAAAGGGUGCAAGAAGAGAUCAACAUUCACAUCGGGAACGAAAGGAAGGUAGAAGAAUCAGACAUAAGCAAGUUAGAGUACUUGCAAGCCGUAGUGAAAGAAACUCUAAGACUAUAUCCACCAAGUCCCAUCAUAACCUUUCGUGCAGCCAUGGAAGACUGCACUUUCUCAUGCGGAUAUCACAUCCCUGCAGGCACACACCUAAUGGUGAAUGCAUGGAAGAUCCACAGGGAUGGUGAUGUAUGGGAAGAUCCACAGGAUUUCAAGCCCCAAAGGUUCUUGACAACACACAAGCAUGUUGAUGUGAGAGGUCAGAACUUUGAGCUUGUGCCUUUCAGUUCUGGAAGGAGGGCUUGCCCUGGUGCCUCCCUGGCUCUGCGCGUCGUGCAUCUAACGCUAGCUAGGUUGUUACAGUCUUUUGAAAUCGAUUCUCCUUCGGAUGAAGCUGUAGACAUGACAGAGAGCUUUGGCCUCACCAAUUUGAAAGCCACCCCACUUCAAGUUCUCCUAACACCACGUCUACACCCCAAGCUUUAUGAAUUAUGAAUUCUGAGAGCCUUUGGAAUGUGAUAGGUUUUCAAUCUUUAAAUGCUUUACUUGUUUAAUCAUUACUGGUGUAGCAACUACAAGCUGUUGCAAUAAAAUAAUCUGUAAGUUGUUGCAAUAAAUUGAGAUGCUAGUGGAAGUUGGCGAAAGAAAACAUAAAUGACACCUUAAACAAGCAAACAUGUAAAAGCACGCUGCUAAGCAUUUACAAAGUUCAUGCUUCUUCUGCAGCAAAGAGUUGACGGAGCGGCGUUGGAUUCAACCAAAAAGAAACUGACAAGAAACAAUGUUUGUUAGAGUAGAGGAUGGUUGUACUUUCACUCAUGUUGUAAAAGUAAAACAAAUCACAAUGAAGUCUCACAUUGGGUAAGGCCAAGAAGAGAGAACUAAGGUGUCAAUAUAAAAUAAACAUAUCAACACAUGUCAAGGCAUACCUUUCUCGGCCUUUUGGCUAAGAUCAAGUGUAGUAUCUGUUCUUAUCAGUUUAAUAUCUGAUAUGUGAGCCAAUGGCUCACACGAUAUUAAAUUAAUUUAUUGAGGGUGAGAAGCCACCUCAAUAGCUUGCUAUUGGGCUUCUUCUGCGUCGCCCUUUGUGUUGCACUAUUGCAAGGGCCUGGCGCAACCCACCAAUUUAGUUUGAAGAUUUGUGGUCUCUUGUUCCUAGGACUCUAAGAUUUGUGGUCAAGGCGCAACCCACCAAUUUAGUAUGGCGCGAGGGUGGGGUGGUAAUCUUUUUGGGGGUUUGAAGGUUCCUGUUUUCUGGACAUCUAAGUAAGGUGCGUUUUUGGGGUUGGGUUUAAUUUUGAAAGAAACCACGUCGUUGGCGCCAUGCUUUACGAGGACGGUCUAGGUUAUAAGUCAAAAGAGCCUUUCAUUUUGUAGAUUACUUGAUUAAUGGUGCCGAACUGUAAUAAGAUAGCUGCUGCGUUUUGUUGUUCUUGCAAGUGAUUCCGUACCAAUGGUUCACU
This is a messenger RNA of Arachis duranensis, 2541 nucleotides long. Its product is annotated as cytochrome P450 CYP82D47. The transcript has 2 exons. Bases 11 to 1573 code for a protein of 520 amino acids. Gene Ontology annotation, biological process: defense response to other organism. Lineage: Eukaryota; Viridiplantae; Streptophyta; Magnoliopsida; Fabales; Fabaceae. Gene Ontology annotation, molecular function: oxidoreductase activity, acting on paired donors, with incorporation or reduction of molecular oxygen; monooxygenase activity; iron ion binding. The record is from RefSeq and is a predicted model, not a curated record.